CUACAUCGCAACGCAUCGCGGGCUCAAGCUAUGACGCACAGUGAUGUCGUCAGAUCUUCCCAGCAAGAUGGAUCGUCCCCAAGGCACUGCACCUACUGUCACGUCGCUAUCGUCGAACACCAGGACCCUUAAGGGGAGGGGGGGCUCAACCGUAAAGUUCAUAUAUUGUCCGUGAUCCUCCCCUCCCUUCCCUGGAUACCUUUCUCGUCAUAGAGAAUCUACCUGCAAUCAAGUCACACCCACGACGAAAGACAGAGUUGUUUUGUAUAGCCUCCCACCGCACACAUCACCCUGAGCUCGAGGUAAGAGAAGUCGGCCCACGAUGGAAGCUGCAAAGAACGCCAUCAACCACGUUCUGGGGUAUAACAAGGAAGAGUCCUCAGACGACCAAACUCACCACACUCACCAUCAUCUCCCCGGUCAUCACAAGAAUGAUGAGCCCACCAGUAACGACACGGGUUCAGCCGCAACCGACACGCCCUCCAAGCCCGUCUCGGCAGGAAACAGCGGCAGCAAUGACCAACAAGGCACCUCCCAGGACCUCGACCGCGUCCAAUCCCCCAAACAGGGCCCUGACCCGGCCCUCGUCGGCGAACCCAACCCCACCGACAAGCUGUCCGGCACCGCCGCCCCUGGCAGCCACAGUGCCGUGUUCGGGUUGACCCCGGACGGCAAGAAGGUCAGUGACACCUCUCACGGCAGUUCGGCCCCCAAGCCUGCACACAGCAGCGAGACCGCCGUGGGCGGAGGGAAGAAAGAAGCAGGCGGCGAUACCAGUUCUCGGGCCACAGCCAGUGGCGAGGUGGGCGAGCAGAUGCACAAGGCUGGGGCAGAUCAGGGUGCCAAGGGUCUGCAGAGGACGGACCCUGCGCCGGAACCUGCUGGUGGUGACGGUAAGCCGGGAGCAGGUGUCACGGGGCUGCAACAGGGCAGCGGCAAGGUUGAGCCUGGGAACUAGGAGGAAGAAAAUGCCAUGUCCUUUUAUCACUGCAUUUGGGUUUUUUGGGUUUGACAUGGGGGUGUGAGAAGACAUAUGAUCAGCAAUAUGCCUGGACAUGAUUCUGGGCCAUUCAAAGAGAAUAUAAGAAAGAGGCGACUUGAUAUAUCUCUGUCCCAAGAUUUCAUCCUUUGAUGUGGAGCGGCCAAGUUCAAGUGUUGGGUGCACCUGAGGACACACUUGCACUUUCUUC
Messenger RNA from Cladophialophora immunda, 1190 nucleotides. RefSeq lists its product as uncharacterized. Lineage: Eukaryota; Fungi; Ascomycota; Eurotiomycetes; Chaetothyriales; Herpotrichiellaceae. The transcript has 3 exons. The coding region runs from base 323 to 958 and encodes 211 amino acids. The record is from RefSeq and is a predicted model, not a curated record.